AUGGUUCUCGUCCCCUAUGACCAGUCGCUGUCAGAGCUCCGAUUGUUGAAUUCAACAUCUUUUGAUCACACAAAGACUUUCAACAUACCAAGAAACAAACUGUUCAACUCUCUUCAUUUCCGCCCAUCAACCUCCCAGCCGCCUCAACCUCGCCGCAUCGCGCCCUCUGAAAAGAGUAGUAAAAAGCGACCACUGAGAAAGUGCAAGAGGAGAACAUCGUCACCUGUCAGAAAAUCACAUUUGCCCGGUAAUACGAAUUCACAUCCCACAAACUUGCCGUCUGGUCACUCUGCGCCCAUUAAAUCGAACACAACUUCGGAAAUUCGACCGGUAAAACGAAUUCAUAUUAUACAAACUCGCCAUCAGAGUUACUCGUCAGCCGCGCCAUAUCAGUCUUCUGAGUACUUGGAAGAUAAUCAGAAGGGCGUUGAGCUCCGCAAGCAGGCCCUAUGGGACCAUUGCCGUUGA
Fusarium poae is the source of this 468-nucleotide messenger RNA. RefSeq lists its product as uncharacterized. The coding region runs from base 1 to 468 and encodes 155 amino acids. The transcript has 7 exons. Lineage: Eukaryota; Fungi; Ascomycota; Sordariomycetes; Hypocreales; Nectriaceae. The record is from RefSeq and is a predicted model, not a curated record.